Molecule: messenger RNA, 2090 nt
Organism: Solenopsis invicta (red fire ant)
Lineage: Eukaryota; Metazoa; Arthropoda; Insecta; Hymenoptera; Formicidae
Product: elongation of very long chain fatty acids protein AAEL008004
Exons: 4
Coding region: 165-953 (262 amino acids)
Biological process (GO): very long-chain fatty acid biosynthetic process; fatty acid elongation, monounsaturated fatty acid; sphingolipid biosynthetic process
Cellular component (GO): endoplasmic reticulum membrane
Molecular function (GO): fatty acid elongase activity
Source: RefSeq, a predicted model, not a curated record
AUAAAAGUCUAUGCAUACUCAAUGAAUGUGCACAAUCGGUUCCAAUCAUCACAUGAUUUCGACUAUUUUUCGAUACAAGGUAAACGAAUGUACUAGUUCACUGGUGAUAUUUUAUUGUAAACAAAGUAACGAUUCAUAAAAUCAACACAGCGCAAUCAUUUAUCAUGGAUAUCUUACUAAAUAUACAUAAUUCCUGGAAAGAGCUCGAUCCACGAAUAAUCGAUCUACCAUUAGUUGCUUCUUCCUAUCAAGUACCACUUAUAAUAUUCGCAUAUCUGUACUUCGUGCUCGGCUGUGGACCUAAAUUCAUGAAGAACAGGCCGCCAUACAAAUUGAAAACAUUUAUACAGUUGUACAAUAUUAUUCAAAUUUUGGCAAAUGUGUGGCAAAUUUACGACAUAAUUGAGGCUGGUUUGUUCUCGAUCAAGUUAAUAUGUCCUACCAUUGAUUUUUCUAGUGAUUAUAUUCCAAUGAGGUUUGCAAGAAGUUUUUGGUAUUACUUUCUGUUAAAAAUAUGGGAUCUUGUCGAAACAGGAAUAUUUGUAUUAAGGAAGAAAAGUAACCAGGUAUCUGGUUUGCAUUUGUAUCACCACGUCUCUACGUUAAGUCUGGCGUGGAUCGGUAUGAGAUAUUACGCUGUUGGCCAACUAUUGCUUGUGUCCAUAACCAACAACUUCGUACAUGUGAUAAUGUAUAUAUACUAUUUCUUAACAACUUGUGGACCGACCGUUCAAAAACCUGCUGCAUUUAUAAAACAAUGGAUAACUACAGUACAAAUGAUUCAAUUCGUCGUGCUAAUGAUGUAUUUAAUACAUCCAUUAAUAGUUGGCUGCAAAGUCGGGACAGAUCAUACUAAUUGGUUCAUAUUAGUAGGCAUUAUAGAUAUGGCAAUAAAUUUGUUCAAUUUCCGUAAUUUCUAUCAAUCGUCAUACAAGAAAAGUAAAAAAACUUAGUAGAUUAUAAAAUAUAAAUUGAAAAAGUAUUUUUCUACAGUAAAAAAUUCGAUGAAAUUAUUUUCGUUCUGUUGUCCUGUAUUGUAUAUGCAUAAUAUAUAAUAUAUUAAAUAAACAAAUAAAUAAAUAAAUAUAUAUACACACACAUACACACACCCACACACAGGGUAUCCCAAAAGUUCGGCAACUGUCAAAUAUCUCGAAACUAAGCAUUUUAGGAAAAAAUGUUUCAGACAAAAGUUGUAAAGUUUCAAAAGAUCUGUUUACUGAUCUUAUCAGUUUGACCUUGGAUGGCGUCGCCAAUGUCAGAUCAAAAUCACAUUAACUUUUUUAAAUAGAACACCCUACUUUUGAUUCCAGAAUCUAAUAGCUCGUGUCAAGACCUUUCCAAAACUUCCAAAGCAACUAUUCAAGGUCAAAUUGUUUGGUCAUAUUGUGACGUGACAGAUUUUUUCCCUCACCACAUUUUUUACCUUUACGCUUUCGCGGAGUGCGAGUACGUGCUUAAGACUGGGCCAGGCACUCCACAAGAGCGGAAAUUUCCGGCAGUGUCACUAUACAACUGUAACGUCGCAGCUGGAUAACGACGACCGCUAAUAGGCCGCGCCUAUUAUACGACGCGCAAGGAUAUUGCGCACCCUGUGAGAGGGGUCGCGCCUAUCGAUCCUGCAUCGAGCGCGAUCCUCCCGGAUUUUGCUUUAGUGAUGCGAAACCUCGAGAGAAUCGAAUCUAAGAAUCGAUUCUUUUUUCUUACCAAAUUCAUUUUCAUAAUCGGUGCAUCGAUUGGAAAAAGAACCGAUUCUUUUUCCGCCACUUUUUUUAAAUUAUACAUUAACAUAAGGUUGCCACUCUACGGGAAAAAUGUGAUUAUGUAAUAAAGCAAGGACAGUGGAAAAUUUAGGAAAAUUUCAAAACGGUUUAAAAAUUCUAUUCAUAUUUGCGAUGCUGUUUUGCGACUAAUGUAGAACGGGCUCAAGAGUUUUCUAGUGACUCUCUGGUCAUAUUUUGAUGCCUAAAAAUAAAAACUUCUUAUUGGACGUUAUACUACGUCGUAUUAUCAGACGCACUGUGAUUCCUGCGUUAUAAUGUACUGAAGUAGCGCUGUCAUAAAAAAGAAUCGAUUCUCUAAAAAAAAAA